Molecule: messenger RNA, 2974 nt
Organism: Salvia splendens (bonfire salvia)
Lineage: Eukaryota; Viridiplantae; Streptophyta; Magnoliopsida; Lamiales; Lamiaceae
Product: serine/arginine-rich splicing factor SR45-like
Exons: 12
Coding region: 1473-2741 (422 amino acids)
Biological process (GO): mRNA splicing, via spliceosome
Cellular component (GO): cytoplasm; nucleoplasm; ASAP complex
Molecular function (GO): RNA binding
Source: RefSeq, a predicted model, not a curated record
ACUCUUCUAUAUAUAUAAUUAUAUUAAACCCCCUUUUUUCCAUCUCUUCAAUAAUUAUAGAAUAAGAUUAUGUUAAGGGUGGAGUUUCCUUAACACGAUAAACGGUAGUCGCGGGAGCUUUGCCCGUCGAUCAAACCAAGAUUUGGGGUUGCAAAAGAAAGUAAAACACGAUAAAAGAAAAAUAAGAUAAUUUGAUAUUUCUUGAAUGAUGGAAAGGAAUAACAAAGUCUCUAUUUAUAAUGCUAAAUACCCUAAUUUAGAGAAUAAGAAACUAAUUAUAUGAGAAAGAUAUAAUGCUCGUAUCAGAUUAUGUUCAAACUUUAGUCAUUCAUAUCUUCAUUGUUGUUAAAUUCUCAUCUUGGAAUUAAUUUCCACAGGAUAUAUAUAGGUUUACGGAUUUUCUUUUCAUUCUUGUGUUCUCUUUCUAACCAAUCCAUAUAAGAUUCUAUCCUAUGAUUCGGUUCCUUGCAAUUUUUUAUGUUGUUGGGGUUGAAACUAUCUCAGAUCAGAUAAUUAGAAAAUGUACUAGCAAGAUAUAAGCGGAUUCCUCCUGUAUUAGUAUGAGGCCUUUUGGGGAGUGACCUUUAAGUAAAACCGUGAGGGCUUUUUCCUUGUGCAGUUGUGGUUAGUUGUUGCCUCUGUGCAGUUUAGGGUCGUUUUAGUUGUGCUUGUUUUCAAAAUUGUGUGUUCGGUUUCUCAAAAUUUUAUUUGUGUGUUCGGUUUUCAAAAAAUUUAUUUGUGUAUUUGGAGUUCCUUGAUUAAUUGUGUAUCUUCGUGUUAAUGUCAUUUUCAGAAAGAGACGUCGUUUCAAAAUGGCAAACCCAGGUGUAGGAAUCACACCUUUUAAUAGAAAAAAAAAGAUUUUAUUUGGAAAGAAAAAGAUAAGUGUAUCUAUAUAACCAACAAAAAUAUCUUUUCAAAGCCGAGAGCAAUAACAGUCUUUAUGUGACUAUUGUCGUGCCCAUUAGCGAGCCUUUUAAAAUCAAUAAAACCAUCAUAUAGAACAAUAGGUUAGAGCUUUUCGUUUGUGAAAAAUUGGUAAAACUUGUUCUACAUGAGCAACCGUGAAAUGUUUAUGAUAUCACUUUUUAAAUUCGUGACAAAUAUGAUAAAAAGCAAAUAAAGAACCUUGUUGAUUUAGUUGUUUCAAGAAGGAUAUUGAUCAGCCUUAGGAAUAUAAAUAUUAUAAUAUUUUAGACUAAUUUUAAUAUUGAUGGAACCAAUAUCCUUACAUAAGAAAAGUGAAUGUUCAUAUAAUCAAUAAAAUUAAAUUUUAAUAUAAUCUCAUUUGUACAACUAUUUAAAUGAAGAUAGAAUUUCAACGAAAUAUACAGUAGUACUAGUAUGUGGUAAAAAAAGGUGGUGAAAGAGGGUAGAGCUAGAACAAUAGAAGCACAAAUCCUGUCCGUUCAUUUACAUCUUGAAGUGAGUUAGGGUUUAUCGGGGGAUAGGAUUUGAAUCGCUAUACUCCGAUGGCUAAACCCGCCCGCGGCCGCCCGGCGUCGCCGUCGGGAUCGGUUUCUCGCUCUUCCUCCCGCUCUCGUUCCCGUUCCCGUUCCCGUUCCAUUUCUCGCUCCCGUUCUUACUCCGGAUCAGGCUCCCGCUCCACUUCCAGGUCGCGCUCCCGCUCUAAAUCCAUAUCCUCCUCCUCUUCUCCUUCUCGUAGCGGCAGCUCCCACAGCCCUCCGCCGAGGAAAAGCCCUGCUGACGGAGUUAAGAGAGGUCGCUCACCUCCACCACAAACCAAGAAAUCUUCCCCACCUCCAAGGAAAGCUUCGCCUGCUCCUGAAUCUCUUGUGCUGCAUGUGGACCAGCUUAGUAGGAAUGUUAACGAAAACCACUUGAAAGAAAUAUUUGGUAAUUUUGGUGAAGUGGUGAAUGUACGGCUUGCAAUGGAUUAUGCUGUUAACCUUCCAAAAGGAUUUGCAUAUGUUGAGUUCAAGAUUAGGGCAGAAGCUGAAAAGGCACAGUUAUAUAUGGAUGGUGCUCAAAUAGAUGGUAAAGUUGUUCGGGCAAAGUUUACAUUACCUGAGAGAAAGAAGGUUGCUUCUCCUCCCAAAGCUGUUGCCACCACAUCAAGGAGAGAUGCCUCAAAAGCUGAAGAGACUGCUACGGAUGGUGAUAGAGAUGGAGGAAAACGUGCAAGAGAUGCUUCUCCUCGUCGAAAGCAACCAUCUCCUCUUCGAAGAAGAUCUCCUGGGCCACGAAGAGGAUCUCCUAGACGAGAGCAAGAUUCUCCACCCCCACCUCGUCGUAGAGCUGAUUCCCCUUACCGGCGAGCUGAUUCCCCUCCAAUCAGGAGAAGGCCUCCAUUGUCUCCUGCUAGAGGCCGCUCACCUUCUCCUCCGAGACGCUUCCGGUCACCACCAAGGUCAUCUCCAAGAAGAAUACGCGGUAGUCCUGUUCGUCGGCGAUCCCCUCCUCCACCUAGGCGACGUUCACCAAGGCGUCUUCGAAGUCCUCCACGAAGGUCUCCUGUUGGUCGCAGACGUUCUCGCUCUCCUAUUAGAAGGCCAGCUCGUUCGCCAUCACGAUCACCCUCCCCUAGAAGAGGUCGAGUGCCGCCUUCUAGACGUGGGAGGUCUUAUUCUUUGUCGCCUAGUCCGCGCAAGGGACCUCGCAGGGUAUCACGGAGCCGGAGCCGGAGCCGGAGCCCUCGAAGGCCUAUUAGAGGGAGGAAUGACAGCAGCAGCAGCAGCAGCAGCAGCAGCACCAGCAGUUCUCCUCCGCCUAAGCCAUAAAUCAUGAUACAAUCAAGCUGUGUUAGAGUUUCAGCAGUGCUCUAUAAUUUGGGGUUACUUUUGUAAUCCCUAGUUCGUGCCUGGAUGCUGUCAAUUAGACAUUUGUUGUAGUGAGAUACUAUUCUCCAAUGUAAUUUAGGGACCUGCUUGAAUGAUUAUAUUAAUGCCCUUUGCUGAUACUAAAAUAGGAGACCUCGAUUUGAGAUUAUGAAAUAAACGUUUAAUUACAACAA